Messenger RNA from Drosophila grimshawi, 2929 nucleotides. RefSeq names its product mucolipin-3. Gene Ontology annotation, molecular function: NAADP-sensitive calcium-release channel activity. Lineage: Eukaryota; Metazoa; Arthropoda; Insecta; Diptera; Drosophilidae. The transcript has 3 exons. The record is from RefSeq and is a predicted model, not a curated record. Bases 282 to 2321 code for a protein of 679 amino acids. Gene Ontology annotation, cellular component: lysosomal membrane; plasma membrane.
AGUAUCGACCUAUCGAGGCGAUAACAACAAUUGCGAAAACAAAGCAAUUCACGUAUCUGCAUAAUAAUUUUUGGGCAGUAUUUAUUAUCAAUUCGAUUGAAAAGCGUCGCAAUCGCGCCAUCCGUGAUCUAUUUAUAUUUACCCAAGAGUCGAUUGCCUGUUGCGUGCGUGUAGAAUUUCUUUUGCAUGUUGGAGCCAAACAUAGCAAAAGAAAAACUCUACACGGGAGCAACUACGCAACACCCUGCGACCUCGAGACGCGGCCAGUGCAAUUAAUUGAGAUGCAAAAUUACGGCGUUGGAGCUGCUGUCGCUGCUGCUGCAGCUCCAGCCGUCAAGCGUCGUACGGACAGCUACGAGGCUGCCCAACACUAUCCACACACGCCCAGCAGCGGCGAGAACUCUCGCUGUGAGAGCGAUGAGGAGUAUGUAAAUACAAGGAUCUUGCGACGACGCAUGGAACUGCAGUCGACGCCUUUGAUGGAAGCCAAUGUAUCAACACCACCUACAACAACAACAGCAGGAGCGGGAGCAGCAGCACCAGAAGCAUCUGUAGGAACGGCAAUGCCACAAGGUCAUGUGGAGCAGCCAGAGUUUCUUGCUGGAGGACCCACAUCGUCAACGGCGUCCUACAACGAGGAACGCAUGCGUCGCAAGCUGCAGUUCUACUUUAUGAAUCCCAUAGAAAAGUGGCAGGCCCGCCGAAUGUUUCCCUACAAAUUUGUUGUACAGAUUGUGAAAAUAAUUCUGGUGACAAUGCAGCUAUGUCUCUUUGCCCACUCACGAUACAAUCACAUCAAUUAUACGUGGGAUAAUCGCAUUGCGUUCUCGCAUCUGUUUCUCAAAGGAUGGGACUCGUCGCGAGAGGUUGAGAGCUAUCCGCCUGCUGUCGGACCAUUUGCCCUGUACGAGAAGUCCGAAUUCUUUAGUACAGUGCAGUUUGCAGUAGAUGGAUAUGCCAAUAUGAGCCGUUCCAUUGGACCCUACUAUUAUCCCACAUCGAACAAUACGAUGCCGCCGUUGACGCUGUGCAUGCAAAACUAUCGUGAGGGCACAAUAUUUGGCUUUAAUGAGUCGUACAUCUUUGAUCCGCAUAUUGAUGAGUUGUGCGAGAAACUGCCGCCAAAUGUGUCCAGCAUUGGGGUGGAGCAAUAUCUACAGGACCAAGGAGUCGAGGUCAAUUUUGCAUCGCUGGUGACAGCCGAUCUAACGUUCAAAAUCAAAACCGUCAAUUUUAAAGCCAACGGCGGACCGUUGUCGGCUCCCGAUUGUUUUAAAUUUGACCUAACGAUAAUGUUCAACAAUCGAGAUCACGAUGGACAAAUGCUUUUGUCCCUGGACGCUGAAGCAACGCGCUUAAAAUGCAAGGGAGAUACGGAUUUCAUAUCGGAGGCACGUUUCGACUCAAUACUGAGAAGUAUUCUCAAUAUCUUCGUGAUAUUGACCUGUGGUCUAUCCUUUGCCCUCUGCACUCGCGCUCUCUGGAGAGCCUAUCUGCUCAAAUGCACCACAAUCAAUUUCUUCCGCUCACACUUCAACAAGGAUCUGAGCUUUGAUGGGCGUCUGGAGUUUGUCAAUUUUUGGUAUAUUAUGAUCAUCUUUAGUGAUGUGCUUCUAAUUAUUGGUUCGGCUUUAAAGGAGCAAAUCGAGGGCAGAUAUAUGGUCGUGGAUCAGUGGGACACCUGCUCACUAUUUCUGGGAAUUGGCAAUAUGCUUGUGUGGUUCGGUGUACUCCGUUAUUUGGGCUUCUUCAAGACCUACAAUGUGGUAAUACUCACGCUGAAGAAAGCGGCACCGAAAAUACUGCGCUUUCUGAUCGCCGCACUGUUGAUCUAUGCGGGCUUUGUGUUUUGCGGCUGGCUUAUAUUGGGACCGUAUCACAUGAAAUUCAGAUCGCUGGCAACCACCUCGGAGUGCCUGUUCGCGCUGAUCAAUGGUGACGAUAUGUUUGCAACGUUUACGACGAUAUCCAACAAGGCCACCUGGUUGUGGUGGUUCUGCCAGAUCUAUUUGUAUUCGUUCAUUUCACUGUACAUCUAUGUGGUGUUAUCACUGUUUAUUGCUGUUAUUAUGGACGCAUACGAUACGAUUAAGAAAUACUAUAAGGAUGGUUUUCCCACCACCGAUCUCAAGGCAUUUGUGGGCGUACGCACCGCUGAAGAUAUUAGCUCCGGUGUAUUCAUGAACAAUCUGGAUGACUUCCAGCAGACAAGUUUUUUGGAUAUUGUGAAAAGUGUUUGCUGCUGUAACUGCUGCAAAAGGCGCAUGGAACCCGACCAUGGCAACAGUGGCUACGCGAGCCUAUCAAGUAUUUUGAAAUAGUUUGGUGCAUCUGAGAAAUUGUUUUUAUGUCUUGUAGCUUAGUUCAAAUUGUUGUUAAUUGUUGUGUCUUGUGUCUUGGUCAAAGUUUACUUGACAGCAAAGAGCAUUAAUUAAGGAACCCAAUGUACGUAUUAUCAGAAAUUUCACAAACCCAAACUGUCAGCUUCUAAAUGAGAUAACUUUUUUCAAUGACACAAUGACGUGGAGCGCAGCUGACUAAUUUUGUCCAAAGAUAAAUUUUGAUAAAAAAAAUAGGAAAUAUAAAAAAAAAAAAACAGAAAAAACAAAGCCAACACAAUAUUUGUGUGUGAUAGAAUACAGAACAAUAGAAAUUAUACUAAGCAUGGGAAUUGCAUUCAGAUCUUCCAUGUGAACAGAUCAUCCAAACGAGUUUACGUACAAAUAAGAAAGUCACUGUAUUAUCCAAUUAUAAUAUUGAAUUGGAUAGUUCAAUAAGUUUAAUCUAUUUAUGUUUACAAUGAAACGCUUGUAAAAUACAAAAAAAAAAAAACCAAAAAAAAUAUAUAACUGUUGAUUCCAUCGAAAUAAGUUAAUGAAACUAUUGGGUGGCAUACCCGAUAAGGUGUAUUUCUCCAGGGAACAAUAUU